Molecule: messenger RNA, 3122 nt
Organism: Vigna unguiculata (cowpea)
Lineage: Eukaryota; Viridiplantae; Streptophyta; Magnoliopsida; Fabales; Fabaceae
Biological process (GO): regulation of gene expression
Cellular component (GO): peroxisome
Molecular function (GO): RNA nuclease activity
Source: RefSeq, a predicted model, not a curated record
UCUUGCGUUAGAAGAAGAGUUGGUUAUUAGUUUAGGGUUUAGGAUUAAGAAAAUGUAUGGUUUAUUUUCAAUUUGGCGAAGUCGUAAAACUUUCCCUCCCCAUAUGGGGUAACUAACCAAUUUACUGCAAAACUGAAAGCAUUUGAUUUGAUACUUGCAACCGUGAUGAGACCCCUUUUCCAAACGAAGCAGUUGUUGGCGGUUAGGGUUCAGAGGCAUCAGUUAUGGCACGACUCUCGAGACGUGAAGGUUUCGGUGUGGUGGGAUUUCGAGAACUGCCAGGUGCCGGCGGGGGUUGACGCUUCGAAGGUGGCGCCGGCGAUCACGAAGGCGGUGAGAGCGAGUGGUAUUAAGGGCCCUCUCCGAAUCAACGCUUUUGGUGAUGUUCUGUUGCUGUCAAAAUCCAACCAGCAAGCACUUUCUCACACCGGCAUUGAUUUCACCCACAUUCCAGGUGGAAAGAACAGUGCCGAUAGAUUUAUUCUCAUGAAUCUUAUGGACUGGGUUUCUCAAAAUCCUCCUCCUGCCCAUCUCUUUUUGAUAUCUGCUGAUGGAGACUUUGCUAGAAUGUUACACCAGUUAAGAAUGCAUAAUUACAAUAUAUUACUUGCUAGCACAAGGAAUGCUCCUGGUGUCCUCUGUAGUGCAGCAACUAUAAUAUGGCAAUGGUCUUCAUUAAUAAAGGGGGAACAUCUCUCUGGAAAACAUUUAAACCUUCCUCCUGAUGGUUUGUUUAGUUCUUGGUAUGGAAAUUACAAUGUGAUUCCUGACAAACCAUUCUCAGAUGUUGAGAAGUCUGCAUCUUCACAAAAAGUGAACAUAUACAAACCUUCCUUAGAUUUGCAAACUGUUCCAAAAAAAGUUGUAAUACAGGUUUGCCGUAUAUUGAGAUCACAUCCAAAAGGAAUCUCAAUUGGAGAUCUUCUUAUAGAGUUGAAGAAACGUAAAGUGAAUUUUGGUAAAAAGUUUUAUGGAUGUGGCACAUUUUCUCGCUUUCUACUAUCAACACUGCAUGUAGAGCUUGAGCCUUUAGGCUUUGGUAAUUUUCAUGUAUGUCUGAUCUCCUCAGAAUCCCCCAAACCUUUUGAGGGCAAAGAUGUGGAAUCAGUAUCAUCUUGUAUAAAGAUGGAUGAGAAGGGAUCUGUAGCAACUCCAAAGCUAAAUGGUGAGGAUAAAAACAAGGUUAGAAAAGCAAAUUGGACACCCUUAACUGCCUCAUCCCAUGAAAGGAGUAUGGAUGAUGAUUCAAAAUCAUCACUUUUAUCGGUUGAAAGCCCAGAUGCGUUGCAGAAAUUUUCAGUGCAUAGUGGGAAGGUUGUUGAUAUGACUACUGAACAACUGUCAGGGUUUCAACCACAACACAGGCACAACCAACUUUCCAAAACUAAGCCAGAUUCCUUAAAAUUGAGUUCAAGUUCUAAAACAUUAUCUGGUUGUGACACUGUUGGCUCUGAGGAUGCAAUUUAUAGAAUUCAGGAAAAGUACACAACUUCAAGGAAUCACUCUGCUGGAAAUAAUCAGACAGCAAAAGAAGACAUUGUUUUUGUAACCUAUGAAUCUGCUAAUGUUAGAGCAAUGAACAAAUACGAGAAUUCAACUAGAAAAGAGGUUGAUGAAGUUUGUCACUGCCCAUAUUCUACAGAAGCUGAUCACUCUCUGCUUGACAAAAUACCUAGUGGAAGUGAUAAAACUAAUAGGAAUGGUCCAACAUUCUUUGUCUGGAUCAGAAACUGGUGGCAAUUUUGGAAAGGAAAUGCAGAAUCUGAUGUUUCAGCUGAUUGUCAUAACAAGGUGGUUAGUCAUUUCAAGGAUUCUAACCCAUCUGAGCUCGUAGAGCAAACAGUUCAGGUUGUGAGUGAUUUUAAAGAACCCAAUUUAUCAGAGCUGGACCAGCCUGAGUUAUUUUCUAGCGGUUGCUUUUGGGAUGACAUAGAAACUUUUGUUUCCACGCUCAAAGGAUCAUUUAUUGUUUCCCAGUCGAAAAACAGGGAGGAUAUGGCGUAUAAAUUGCUAAAUGAUGGACCCCCAGUUUUAAGAUCUCUCACUGAAGAAGAUAUUCUUCAAUUGGUGGAGUUGUUAAUAUCAGAGAAAAAGUGGCUGGAGGAAAUCCCGUCCCAAAUAUUUCCUUUUAGGGUAAUUAAACCAGUUCAGGGGAAGUCAUUGACGGGCCAAUCUCAGGCUGCAAAUGGUUUGAGGUCCCUCUUUCUGAGCAGAUCGUCACAAUCCAAGUUGCAAAAAUCAUCUGAACAUAAGAGUAUUCCUAAAUCUGGAGUUUCUGCAACUGAUACUGAAACGAAAUAUAAGGGGAUGUCUAUAAAGGAUAUAUUAGAAGAUUGUUAGUAACCUGUGGGUGAGAUAUUGAGGGAAAACCCUGAUGGAUAUAGUAUCAGUUCUUUCCCAAGGCUGUUUGUUGAUAGGUACGGCUAUCAUCGUGAUUUACAGAAGCUGGCAUAAUGCCAGAAGUUAAAGUAGAGUCACUUAUAGUUAGUGCCUCUGAAGGGAAAACUUUUAAUCUCAAAAACUCAAGUAACCACUUCCUAUCAUGCUCGUGCAGUUUCAAACUCAGUGAAUUAUGUGAUUCAGCCCCCCAAAGAUGAUAGCAUCAAAUCUCAAUUGGAAGAAUUAUGUCUUGUUUCUAUCAAUCAAUCCAGCCGAUAAAUCUGGAGUCAGAAUUAUGUCAGAAAGCCAAAGUCUUCAAAGUUUUGAUUAUGAACCUGUAGAAGCUUAACGAAAGAGAAAAAAGUUUCUCCAAAGAUUUUAGGUUAGAGAUAAAUACAAUUCAAAACAGAUAAUAUAAAUUAUUCUAACAUUUUCCCUUAAAGUUAGAGCAUAUAAAUGGAAUGUUCUAAGCUUGAAACUUACGAACUGAAUUUGAUCUUUUCUCAGGGAUUUUGCUACAAUAUCAAAUUGAUUAUUGGAGUCAACAAAUUCAGUGUAAAUUUCUUUAACUGGUACAAAUUUCCUUCAACGGUAGGGUUGGAAAGAAAGUAAAAGAAUGGUUUAACUUUCAUAAUAUAUAAUCUUUUGUUGAAUUUCACAAAAAACACAGUAUCAAUAUUUAAUAUUGGAAUUUUGCUAUUUGACUCAAUUUUAAUGGCACAAGCGUAUUUACAACCAUCUGU